Molecule: messenger RNA, 3898 nt
Organism: Marmota flaviventris (yellow-bellied marmot)
Lineage: Eukaryota; Metazoa; Chordata; Mammalia; Rodentia; Sciuridae
Gene: Taf4
Product: TATA-box binding protein associated factor 4
Biological process (GO): transcription initiation at RNA polymerase II promoter; DNA-templated transcription
Cellular component (GO): transcription factor TFIID complex
Molecular function (GO): RNA polymerase II general transcription initiation factor activity; DNA binding; protein heterodimerization activity
Source: RefSeq, a predicted model, not a curated record
AUGGCGGUGGAGUUCACAAGUGGAAGGGCAGAAGACGGCUUCCGGGCGCGGCUGGUGCAGGCGCUGCGCUUACCGGCGCUCGGCGGGAGCCCACGUCGUCCGGCGGUGUCCUCCGCCUGGCUCGCCGCAGCCAUUUUGGAGCGGCGGAGACAAAGAGCAGACCCGCCGCCUGUGCCUCGACCGCCGGCCCCCAGCGCCGCCGCCGCCGCACCCUCCAGCCCGCGCCCGCUCCCGCACCCGUUCCCACACCGGUACCCAUACCCACACCCCGCGCCCGCGCCCGGCCUCUGGCGCUCGCGGCCAUUGGCCGCGCCUUUUAAGCCCGCGCCGCAGCCAAUCAGCGACGCCAGGGCGCGGGCGGGGGCGGCGCGCGCCGCCGCGCCUGCGCAGUUCGGCGCCCCUCCCCCCACGGCGGGGCCGGCGGCGGCGGGCGCGGCAGCCGGCGUGCUGCUCUGGCCUGCGAUGCAAGGGGCGCUGCCGGGGCCCGCCGGCGGCCCGCCGCCAGCCCCUGGACCCCCGGCGGGGCUGCCCAAAGGCGCGGCCGGCGCGGCGACCCCCAGCCUGCCGCGGACACCCUCGGCCGCCACCGGCGGGAUCCGGGCCACCCUGACGCCCACCGUGUUGGCCCCUCGCCUGCCGCAGCCGCCGCAGAACCCGACCAACAUCCAGAACUUCCAGCUGCCUCCAGGAAUGGUCCUUGUGCGGAGCGAGAAUGGGCAGUUGUUAAUGAUUCCUCAGCAGGCCCUGGCCCAAAUGCAGGCCCAGGCCCACGCCCAAGCCCAGCCUCAGAGCACCAUGGCGCCCCGCCCUGCGGCCCCCACAAGUGCCCCUCCCGUCCAGAUCUCCACCGUACAGGCUCCUGGCACACCUAUCAUUGCACGGCAGGUGACCCCCACUACAAUAAUUAAGCAAGUGUCUCAGGCCCAGACGACGGUACAGCCCACUGCAACCCUGCAGCGCUCCCCUGGGGUGCAGCCUCAGCUGGUCCUGGGCGGCUCUGCCCAGGCAGCUUCACUCGGGACGGCCACAGCUGUGCAGGCAGGGGCACCUCAGCGCACGGUCCCAGGGGCAGCCAGCGCCUCCACAGCUGCCACGGAAACCAUGGAAAACGUGAAGAAAUGUAAAAAUUUUCUGUCUACGUUAAUAAAACUGGCUUCAUCUGGUAAACAGUCCACAGAGACAGCAGCUAACGUGAAAGAACUGGUGCAGAACUUACUGGAUGGGAAGAUCGAAGCCGAAGAUUUCACUAGCAGGUUAUACCGAGAACUCAAUUCUUCACCUCAACCUUACCUCGUGCCUUUCCUGAAGAGGAGUUUACCCGCCUUGAGACAGCUGACCCCCGACUCCGCGGCCUUCAUCCAGCAGAGCCAGCAGCAGCAGCCACCCGCCUCACAGGCCACCACCGCACUAACGGCCGUGGUGCUGAGCGGCUCCGUGCAGCGCACGGCCGGCAAGACGGCCGCCUCCGUGAGCAGCGCCCUGCAGCCCCCUGUCAUCAGCCUCACGCAGCCCACACAGGUGGGCCCUGGCAAGCAGGCACAGUCUGCACCGCUGGUGAUCCAGCAGCCCCCGAAGCCAGGAGCCCUGAUCCGGCCUCCGCAGGUGACCUUGACCCAGACGCCCAUGGUCGCCCUGCGGCAGCCUCACAACCGGAUCAUGCUCACCACUCCCCAGCAGAUCCAGCUGAACCAGCUGCAGCCAGUCCCGGUGGUGAAGCCCACUGUGUUACCUGGAACCAAAGCCCUUCCUGCCGUCGCCGCGCAGGCAGCAGCCGCACAGAAAAACAAGCUCAAGGAGCCUGGGGGAGGUUCGUUUCGGGACGACGAUGACAUUAAUGAUGUUGCGUCAAUGGCUGGAGUAAACCUGUCGGAAGAAAGUGCAAGGAUACUGGCCACAAACUCUGAGUUGGUGGGCACGCUGACGCGGUCCUGUAAGGACGACACCUUCCUCCUCCCCGCGCCGUUGCAGAGAAGGAUAUUGGAAAUAGGUAAAAAGCACGGCAUAACGGAAUUACAUCCAGAUGUAGUAAGUUAUGUAUCCCAUGCCACACAGCAAAGGCUACAGAAUCUUGUAGAAAAAAUAUCUGAAACGGCUCAGCAAAAAAACUUCUCCUAUAAGGAUGAUGACAGAUACGAGCAGGCAAGCGAUGUCCGGGCUCAGCUCAAAUUUUUUGAACAGCUUGAUCAGAUUGAAAAGCAGAGGAAAGAUGAGCAGGAGAGGGAGAUCUUGAUGCGGGCAGCAAAGUCUCGAUCCAGACAAGAAGACCCAGAACAAUUAAGACUGAAGCAGAAGGCGAAAGAGAUGCAGCAGCAGGAGCUGGCACAGAUGCGACAGCGGGAUGCCAACCUCACAGCCCUGGCAGCGAUCGGGCCCAGGAAAAAGAGGAAAGUGGACUGUGCAGGGCCGGGAUCCGGAGCAGAGGGCUCGGGCCCCGGUGUGGCGGUCCCAGGCAGCUCCGGCGUGGGAGCCCCCAGGCAGUUCACUCGGCAGAGAAUCACACGGGUCAACCUCAGGGACCUCAUAUUUUGUUUAGAGAACGAGCGCGAGACAAGCCAUUCACUGUUGCUCUACAAAGCACUCCUCAAGUAACACAGGCUGCCGGUGUUUCUGACGGAGACGCCUGGGGACGUUUUUAUAUAUUUGCAGAUUGCGCCUUUUUGUAACAAGCAAAUGGGAUAUUGUUUAAAAACAGCCACCUCUUUGCAAUGGAACAGUUUUAUAUUCCAGUUUCUAAAUCAGCUCAGUGUGGAAGGAAACCUCUCCUGUAGCAGAGAACACAGGCCUGUGGAUGCUCCUGAAGGUCAGCUACGCCCCCGCUCAUCCUCGACUGAGUGGCCUUCUUGCCAAACAAGCCAUAUUAAAGACUGACGAGCCGUUCAGUGACCGCGCUGCCCUGCCAGCUCGCACAGCCCCAAGUCCUCGUGCAUUUUGGUUUAGUUCACCUAACGUACCACGUAGGUGUCUGUCUACAGCCAAUGACCUCAUUUCACUUAUUUUAUUUUUGUAACAGUCAGUUGGCUAAGCAAACUGAUUUUUAGACUAUUUAUCUUCCUCCUCUUCCCCACUCGGCUUGAAGUUCUGCAGGAACGUGCGGUUCACCGCAGCACCGUCACCUCGAGUGGGCCCGCCGUCCCGCCUGGUGGAGGCCGGAGCCCAGCGAGCGGCCCCUUCUGAAUGUGCUCAGCAUCUGUACAAAUGCAUUUUAUUUGCUACAGUUUGUGAAGCUGUAAGGUUAAAAGAAAUGAGAACUUUUUCAGCAUAAAUAUAUUUUACUUGCACUGUGUUUUUUAGCUAAAAGUGAAAACUUAGAUUAAAUAAAAUCAAAGUUGAGAAGAAUCAUCAAAAGACUGUUUCUCAGUGUGAAUCAAGUGUUGAAAAAUGGUUGGUGUAUUUUGUCAGUAAUUGUACAUAAUCUUUGGCACAUAACAUGAAAAUGGCUAUGUAAACUAUAAUUAUUUUGCUAAGAGACUGUAUGCCAGCCGAGGGCCGACUUUACAGACCCCAGAGCAAAGCCCCUUCUUUGUACCUAUUUUUUUAUUACAAAUAUACUAAUUGGUUCUUUAUAUUUUCAGAGGUUAUUGUAUUAAAUUGUCUAUUGAUAGUACUUUUAUGACUGUAAAUACUUGGGCUUUCUCCGUGUGGAUCCUCACGUUAGACUUCAGUCUGCGCCUGUGGACUGAAGGCUGAUCAGUAUUUUUUAUCAGCACCUGAGAACUGUUACACCUUUUAUUUUAUCUUUUAGGAAAAUCCCUGUCUUUCCAUUUUUUCAUGUAAAUUUUGCACAGUUACUUGUUCAUAUGUAAAUAUUUUACUUUCAAAAAUGAAGUUUUUAAUUGCUAUUGUUUUAUAUAGGAUUGAAAGAAAAUUAACUCCUUUAUUAAAAACAACUCUAUCUGUA